This is a messenger RNA of Esox lucius (northern pike), 1783 nucleotides long. It is a transcript of the gene hand2, whose product is annotated as heart and neural crest derivatives expressed 2. Gene Ontology annotation, biological process: heart development; regulation of transcription by RNA polymerase II. The coding region runs from base 610 to 1245 and encodes 211 amino acids. The transcript is spliced from 2 exons. The record is from RefSeq and is a predicted model, not a curated record. Lineage: Eukaryota; Metazoa; Chordata; Actinopteri; Esociformes; Esocidae. Gene Ontology annotation, molecular function: RNA polymerase II transcription regulatory region sequence-specific DNA binding; protein dimerization activity; DNA-binding transcription factor activity, RNA polymerase II-specific.
CAAGCCGUUCUAAAGAUGAAGCUGUGACAUGGAGAUCAAACAGAGGAAUUCUCGCUGUGUGCUCAAUUGAAGUAGGCUAAGGCUGAACAUUGGCGUGUUGUGCACGCUAAAGCAACUAGGAUUUCAGGCGUUUUUAUCUGACGUCCUUUACAACUGUUCUGAAAUACAUAGUUUAGAGGGGAAAACCUCGACCUAGUGCUUGAGGACGCAGCUAAACAGAUGAGACAUGCACUUUAAAUCUUGGUUAUGGGAAAGAAGCAACUUUCUCACGUUGGGAAUGGACAAACGGAGAAAUGCGUGUAAGUAGCUGACCGCAUUCUUCUUUAUUCUGCACAGCCUAUAAACCAGAAAAAUAGAUUGGAUGAAAAAAAGUAUACUUCUUAAAACCAAUGCAUUGCUGAAGUUUGGUUUAUGAGUUUGUAUUGGACACACUGCACUAGCUGACCGUUUCAAAAGACCAACUGAAGCAAGUUACUUUAUUUUUUUUUUAUGGGGAUAGCCUAUUUCUCUUCCAUCUUUUGGAGAAUCUGACCAUACUCGGAGAGUGCAAACGCGUGUCCAUUUUGUGGUUCGUUAUUAGAACGGUUUUCGGUCAGCUGCUGUGUCGCCAUGAGUUUAGUCGGUGGGUUCCCUCACCACCCGGUGAUGCAUCACGACGGCUACUCCUUCGCCGCGGCGGCGGCAGCAAGCCGCUGCCACGAAGAGAACCCCUACUUCCACGGCUGGUUGAUAAGCCACCCUGAGAUGUCUCCCCCUGACUACAGUAUGGGACCCUCGUACAGCCCCGAGUACUCCGCCGGGGGCCCGGCGUUGGACCACGUACACUACGGAGGUGGUAUCCCCGGGGCUGGCGCUGCAGGAAUCGGGAUGGGACCGCGGCCGGUGAAACGGAGACCUACGGCGAACCGAAAGGAGAGACGCAGGACUCAGAGCAUCAAUAGCGCCUUCGCGGAGCUCAGGGAGUGCAUUCCGAAUGUUCCGGCGGAUACUAAGUUGUCCAAAAUAAAGACCCUCCGGUUGGCUACAAGCUAUAUCGCUUACCUCAUGGACAUUCUGGACAAGGACGAACAAAACGGCGAGGCAGAGGCCUUCAAAGCGGACUUCAAAAAGACAGAAGCCAAGGAGGAGAGGCGAAAGAAAGAAGUGAAUGAAGUUUUGAAAAACUCAGCCAGCAGCAACGACAAGAAAACCAAAGGCAGAACUGGUUGGCCGCAGCAUGUCUGGGCUUUAGAACUCAAACAGUGAAACUAAACUACCAUUCUACUCUCAGAAAAAGACAUGAAAUGAUGAAAAGGUCUUCUUCUAGACUUUUAUUUGUACUCUCACUUUAUUUAAUGGAAUAUUUAUGUGCAAUUGCCGCUACGGAGAGUGGAUAUUUGAAGAAAACCAUUCCAUUUUUAUGUGGAGGAGUAAACCCCUUUGGUAAGGGACGGUCUGCCUAAUAUUGUUGUUUGGAUGUUUGUUGUUGUCCCAAGAGUGAAAUGUUGGACACUAUGGUGUAUGUGAAGUCUAGAUUCUCAAUCUAACCCUCUCUUUCUUUAGAUAUAGUUAGCAAUGAUUGACUGAUGUCGUGGUUGCAGUUCAAGCAAAUGUUUUAUUUGGUGGAGAAACAAAGUCAUGAAGUGUUAUGUUGUCAUUUUUGUGGUCGUAUGCAGUAUUUGAUAGUGUUUAAAACGGCUGUUAAGUCCACUCAAGUGCACUUCCGUAGAGAGACGUGGCAUUUAAAUAAUAUUUGAGAUGUAAACAAUGUAAUUAAUUCAAUAAACCACUGUGUUUUUUUAAA